AUGGCUGAGACAGGAGAUGCAAGUCGCUUGCCAACAUCCCUUGAUGUGCUGGCUUCAGAUGUUCACUCCAGGCUGGAGUUCCACAGGUAUGCCUUCAUGGACUGUGUUGGCAUAAAAAAUGCGCUUCACUGUGUCAUCGAAGAAAGGGAAAAUCUCCAGCAACGACAGAAUGCGAUUGACCAACUGGUUGCUGAAAAGGACAGCCUCACUAAAAAGAAUGAAGAGCUGGCAGCAGAGCUUGAAUCUCUGAAGGAACAGCUCCAAGCAAGGGAAUCGAGCGAUCAACAGCAGGGAAGUGGUUUUCAGCAGAGCCACUCUGGAAUGCAGGCACACCCAAGAUCAAUGCCGAAAAGGAAACGGCAAUCUGGAGAUGAAGAUGUUGAUGAGCAUGAGCUUAUGGAAGAUCUUUCCGUUAUAGAUAAUCCUGAUCAAGGUUUAAACACUGAGCUUGAGGCUACUAGAAAGGAAAUUUCUGAUAUCCACUCUAAGCUGAUUGAGGGGUUCACUGAUCUUAGUACUACUGGAGGAAGGAAUAUCGCCCUAAAAAACAUAGGGCAAUUGGAUGACAGGCCAUUCCUGGCGGCAUGCCGUAAGAAGCUGCCUGCCGAAGAAGCAAGAGAAAAAGCUAAAGAAGUACACCGUGUUUGGCAGGGGCAUAUACAGAACCCAGAGUGGAAUCCCUUCAAGACUGUCACAGUUGAAGGUAUCCCAAAGGAGAUUAUUGAUGUCAAUGAUGACAAGCUGCAAGGGCUAUGUGCUGCAUGGGGUGAAGGGGUGCACAAGGCUGUGGUGAGUUGUUUGGUAGAAAUUCAAGAAAGUGGCAGGCUGGGAGAUAGAAACAUUGUGCCCGAGGUCUGGAAUUACAAGUGCAAGAGAAAAGCCACUCACAGUGAGAGCAUCGAGUACUUGUUCGGUCAAGUGAAGCGUCUGAGUGACGCGAAAUCCAGAACCCGCAGCAGACUACAAUAG
Messenger RNA from Triticum turgidum subsp. durum (durum wheat), 969 nucleotides. Lineage: Eukaryota; Viridiplantae; Streptophyta; Magnoliopsida; Poales; Poaceae. The record is from the annotation of a GenBank genome assembly.